AAUAGUUACUGUCAGCUGUUUCGUUCUCAAAAAAAAAGCGCGGCUUACCAACACUAACUUUUCAGUCGGUGCACAGAAUUUUAUUUCAUAAUUUGCGGAACGGCCUAAAUUAAAUAUCACGAAAUGGAGCUUUCUGAAGGAGUCAAGGAGCGUCUGGGUGUUGUUGUGGACGCCGUACAGACUGGAUUCCAUUGGGGUUUUGUUCCCCUUGUCCUGUAUUUGGGAUUUAUGAAGGGAGCCGAGCCCGGCAUGCCGCCGUUGAACGUUUUCAGCUUGUUGUGGCAAUAAAAAAUAACCAACCGAUCGAAACGUGACCACUUUCCCGUCGCGUGCCCCGCAUUUUGGUUCUGAUUGGAUUUCUGGGCACAGUACCUGCAGUUAUUGGAAAUAAAUUUCUGUUACAAAAAAUCCCAAUCGUGCCAUGUAUUCUUAAAAAAACGAUCCAUAUAAAAACCAUUCUUAUCGUAAAA
Drosophila rhopaloa is the source of this 470-nucleotide messenger RNA. It is a transcript of the gene Tom7, whose product is annotated as mitochondrial import receptor subunit TOM7 homolog. The coding region runs from base 124 to 288 and encodes 54 amino acids. Gene Ontology annotation, biological process: protein import into mitochondrial matrix. The record is from RefSeq and is a predicted model, not a curated record. NCBI's taxonomy places the organism in Eukaryota, Metazoa, Arthropoda, Insecta, Diptera, Drosophilidae. Gene Ontology annotation, cellular component: mitochondrial outer membrane translocase complex. The transcript is spliced from 2 exons.